Raphanus sativus (radish) is the source of this 1714-nucleotide messenger RNA. Its product is annotated as 26S proteasome non-ATPase regulatory subunit 3 homolog A. The record is from RefSeq and is a predicted model, not a curated record. The transcript has 8 exons. Gene Ontology annotation, cellular component: proteasome regulatory particle, lid subcomplex; proteasome complex. Gene Ontology annotation, biological process: ubiquitin-dependent protein catabolic process; regulation of protein catabolic process. Gene Ontology annotation, molecular function: enzyme regulator activity. Bases 83 to 1555 code for a protein of 490 amino acids. NCBI's taxonomy places the organism in Eukaryota, Viridiplantae, Streptophyta, Magnoliopsida, Brassicales, Brassicaceae.
CCUUCUGAAAGCAAAGCACCUCCGCACAGCCAGAAAAAAAAAACACUUGAGAUCCGCCGAGAAGAAGAAGAAGAAGAAGAAGAUGACGACGACUCAAGACGUGGAGAUGAAAGACAACCACACCCCAGCUCAAUCCCUCGUCUCCUCCACCACCUCAACACUUCAUCAUCUGAAGGAGAUUGCAGCUCUGAUCGAUACCGGCUCGUACACCAAAGAAGUCCGCCGCGUCGCUCGCGCCGUCCGUCUCACCGUCGGGCUGAGACAGAAGCUCACGUCUUCCGUCGUCUCUUCGUUCCUUGACUUCGCUUUGGUUCCUGGAUCUGAGGCUCACGCUCGUCUCUCUUCCUUCGUUCCCAAGAGUGAUGAACAUGAGAUGGAGGUUGAUACUGCUUCGUCCACUCCUCCCUUGGCUUCCUCCAAGCACGUGCCUGUAGAGCUUGAGAUUUACUGCUACUUCAUUGUCCUUCUUUUUCUGAUUGACCAGAAGAAGUACACCGAGGCCAAAGCUUGCUCUUCAGCUAGCAUUGCUCGUCUCAAGAGCUUGAACAAGAGAACCAUUGAUGUGAUAGCUUCGAGGUUGUAUUUUUACUACUCUUUGAGUUAUGAGAUGACUGGUGAUCUUGCUGAGAUUCGUGGUACUCUUUUGUCUUUGCACCAUUCUGCAACUCUGCGCCAUGAUGAGUUGGGUCAGGAAACACUUCUGAAUCUGUUGCUUCGCAACUACCUGCACUACAACCUUUAUGACCAAGCUGAGAAGUUGAGAUCAAAAGCACCAAGAUUUGAGGCUCAUUCUAACCAGCAGUUCUGUAGGUACUUGUUUUACCUCGGUAAAAUCCGGACCAUCCAACUCGAGUACACUGAUGCAAAAGAGAGCCUCCUCCAGGCGGCUAGGAAAGCACCUGUUGCUGCUCUAGGCUUCCGAGUCCAAUGCAACAAGUGGGCUAUUCUAGUUCGACUCCUCUUGGGUGAGAUUCCAGAGCGAUCCAUCUUCAUGCAGAAAGGAAUGGACAAGGCUCUUAGGCCAUACUUUGAACUUACCAAUGCUGUGAGGAUUGGUGACUUGGAGCUCUUCAGGAACGUUCAGGAGAAGUUUGCAAAGACAUUCUCUGAGGACAGGACUCACAACCUCAUUGUCAGGCUCCGACACAACGUGAUCAGAACAGGACUGCGCAACAUCAGCAUCUCCUACUCGAGAAUCUCUCUUACAGACGUGGCCCAGAAGCUAAGGCUGAACUCUGCAAACCCUGUCGCAGAUGCAGAAAGCAUAGUGGCUAAAGCCAUAAGAGACGGAGCAAUCGACGCGACCAUCGACCACAACAAGGGUUAUAUGGUGUCAAAGGAAACAGGAGACAUCUACUCCACGAACGAGCCGCAGAACGCGUUCAACUCGAGGAUUGCCUUCUGUUUGAACAUGCACAACGAAGCGGUGAGAGCGUUGAGGUUCCCUCCAAACACGCACAGGGAGAAAGAGAGCGAGGAGAAGAGGAGGGAGAUGAAACAGCAAGAAGAGGAGCUUGCUAAAUACAUGGCUGAAGAAGAUGACGACGAUUUCUAAGAUUUUAAUGCAAUGCCUAGCGUUUCUCUGUCUCUUUUGUUAUUUCGAAAUUUUCUGACAUUUUUCUUCUUGUUAUGGCACUUCAGUUCUUGUACUUUAUGAGAAACAGAACUCAAUGUUUUUACUUGGUUUCAUUUUAAGAGCUCGUUCACCUAAGAA